AACCCUUUUGUUUUGUAAGACAAUUUUAUAGUUACCAGUGUCAGCACAGUUAGCUGCUAAUUCCACACUUAAAUCUUCCUUGCAAAUUUGUUCCUUGUUCUUGUUUUUUUAUUGAAUCAGUUCAUGCUCUAUAACUAGAUAAAUGGCUAUGAAAAAAGAGAUAUCAAGUAAAAGUGUGAUAUUUUCAAAAAUCUCUACCACAUACAUAGUAAGAGUCACAAUGUUAGAACUUUUGCCAUAAUUCUAAAUUCUAUGUGGUUAAAUAUAUAAAAACAUAAAAUACUGCCAGUUAAGAAGACUAAAAAUUGUCGUUUUAUAUCUUAGAUGCUAUGACAGACAAAAUAACUUGAAUCGUUAGCAUAAGUCCAUAAUAUUGGUCAUGAUGGAAUCAGAGCAAAAGGAUGACAUGAAACAGGCCAAUCAACCUAACUUAAAUGGUGCAACUAUGCAAGUAGGAGAUGAGGGUCAUGCAAAUAGCACAAACAGUGAAGCUUCAUCCACCUCCUCUUCACCACGCUCACAUUUCCACAAGUAUCGAAACAUGGAUACAAAAACACCAAGCCCAGAUUUUGAGGAGUGUGAUAAAAGUAACGAGACUGAAGAUCCUGUACAUAUCAUAGUAGGAAUAUGUGCCAUGAAUAAGAAGACUUAUUCCAGACCAAUGAAAGAAAUUUUGAAAAGACUAAAACGAUUCAUUCUAUUGGAUUUUCAAAUAUUCCCAGAUGAGAUUGUCCUUAAUGAACCUGUUGAAAACUGGCCUGUUGUGGAUUGCUUAAUUUCAUUUUACUCAACAGGAUUUCCAUUGGAGAAAGCGAUUGCUUAUGCAAAACUUAGAAAGCCGUUAGUUAUUAAUGACCUUGAAAUGCAAUAUCUCUUGCAAGAUCGGAGGGAAGUGUAUAGAUUACUUGAAGAGGAAGGAUUGGAGAUACCAAGAUAUGCCAUAUUUAAUCGUGAUCCUCAUGGAAAUCCAUUGUCCUCAGAUGAAGAUAUUGAGGAGUUUGAUGACACUAUUAUUGUAAAUGGAAAGACAUUCACAAAGCCUUUCGUAGAAAAACCAGUCAAUGCAGAGGAUCAUAACAUUUAUAUUUAUUAUCCUUCAUCAGCUGGCGGUGGAUGUCAAAUCCUAUUUCGUAAGAUUGGAAGUCGUAGUAGCGUUUAUUCAUCCGAGAGUCGUAUUAGACGCACUGGUUCUUAUAUUUAUGAGGAUUUUAUGCCAACCGAUGGGACAGAUGUUAAGGUGUACACAGUGGGAGAGGAGUAUGCUCAUGCAGAAGCAAGAAAAUCCCCUGUGUUAGAUGGAAAGGUUGAACGAGACAGUGGGGGAAAAGAACUUAGAUACCCAGUGAUCCUAAGUGCUCAUGAGAAACUACUUGCCAAGCGAGUAUGCAGUUGCUUUAAGCAAACUGUGUGUGGAUUUGACCUAUUGAGAGCAAAUGGAAAAUCUCUUGUUUGCGAUGUGAAUGGAUUCAGCUUUGUAAAAACAUCACAAAAAUAUUAUGACGACUGUUCACAAAUACUGGCAGACAUUAUUCUUCAAAACAUUGCUCCUCAACUUUGGAUACCACAGGAAUUGGUUAGUGUUGAUCACAAAAAGUCUGUUGAAGCACCUGUGCAAACACCAGCUAGUACGGUGAUGGAGUUGCGAUGUGUAAUUGCUAUAAUUCGCCAUGGCGAUAGAACACCAAAACAGAAGAUGAAAAUGGUUGUUACCCACCCAUUGUUUGUAAAACUAUUUAACAAGUAUGGUGGCCCAGAUGAAGGUCGUUUAAAGAUAAAGAAGCCAAAACAGCUGCAAGAAAUACUGGAUAUUACCCGAACAUUGCUUGAAGCCUAUGAAGAAGACCCGAAGCAGCCAAUUCAUGAGAACAAGUUAAAACUUGCACAAAUGAAGAGUGUUUUGGAAAUGUAUGGAUAUUUCUCUGGCAUCAAUCGUAAGGUUCAGUUAAAAGCAAUGGCUGACAAACGAAACUAUGACAUGCUGACAAAAUUUAAAGGUCGUAAUAAAAAGUCACAAACUUCUGUAGGAAACACUCAAGCUUUACUGUUGAUUUUAAAAUGGGGAGGUGAAUUAACACCAAUGGGAAAAAAGCAAGCUGAAGAUCUGGGGAGAGCAUUUCGAUGUGUUUACCCUGGUGGACAAGGUGAAUAUGGUAGAGUACCUGGUUUUGGAUUUCUUCGUCUUCAUAGUACGUACCGACAUGACUUAAAGAUCUAUGCAUCAGAUGAAGGACGUGUACAAAUGACAGCAGCUGCAUUUGCAAAGGGUUUACUGGCAUUAGAAGGCGAGCUGACACCUGUUCUUGUUAGUUUGGUCAAUAGUGAUAAACACGUGACUGGAAUGUUGGACACACCUGUUGAUGUAAGUGGUACAAUGCAAAGAGUCAAGUGUCGUCUACAUGACCAUCUACAUUCAACAAGUGAUUUCACUCCUCAAGAUGAAGAAGAUUUAACACUAUCUCCCAACUCAAUAUUAAAAGCGAUGCGUGAAGUGAAAAACCCUCAUCAAGUAUGUCAAAAAAUAUACGCCCUGGUGCAAGAGCUAGUGAAACAAAUCAACAAAAAAUGUGACGAUUCUAACAGCUGCCCAAAUAAGAAUGACUUGUAUCACGACGAAAGUUUGAAUCUGAUGAAGCAUCGUUGGGAAAAGUUAGAGAAAGAUUUCUGGAGUGGAGAUGAGUUUGAUAUAAGUUUGAUUCCAGAUAUUUAUGACUGUGUCAAAUAUGAUUAUUUGCAUAACAGAUCAUUAGGUCUACGUCAUCUACCCGAACUUUAUCAGCAUUCAAAAUCAUUAGCUGAUAUUGUCAUACCUUUGGAGUACGGAAUAACUGCGGAAGAAAAGACAACGAUAUCGAGACAAAUUUGCAAUCGGUUCUAUCGCAAAAUACAAGCUGACCUCCAGUAUAAUGUCAAUCGAUUGGAAGACACUGUUCACCGGUUAGAUCCAAGUUCUUGGGCGGAUUAUGAAGAGGCGUUGCAACAUGGUGAAUCUCGUGAUAUCGCUACACCACAUCGCCACGUUCGCACACGCCUGUACAUCACAAGUGAAAGUCAUGUCCAUUCAGUGGUAGCAGCGUUGAGAUACGGAAAUCUUUUUAAGGACAUGACAGACUCACAGUGGGAAUAUGCGUUGGAACACUUGAAUCAUGUUUCAGAAUUCAACUACCUCACCCAGAUCGUAUUAAUGCAGUAUGAAGAUCCCUCUGCUGAUCCUUUGUCAGAAGAUAGGUUUCACAUAGAACUGUUUUUCAGCCCCGGUGUAAAAACUCCAGACAAUGAGAAGGUGGCACACCAACUGGCUUCGGAAUCGCUUGAAAAUUCAGAAUCACUUACGAAGGAAGAAUCGCUGGCGGAAAUUGAAACGUUAGAUUUGUUAGAAAGAGAAAAAUCUGAAUCAUCAAGUGAGGGGAUAUUGAUUAGUAGUAAAGAUAAAAAAGAAGAUGCAAGUAGAACGUCACUGGAUGUUUCACCAAAAUUUUCCUCGACUACUCCUAUUCGAAUGUCAUUACAACCCAUGGUGGAGCGCGUUAAUUCUACACACCACGGAGGAUCCUCUAAAAAUGACAUCAUUGCGUCAAGCGCGAUCAAUCCUGUUGAGGACUCUGUGACUAUUCAAGGGGCUGAUGUCAUCGAGACACUUCCAUCUUUACACCCUUUAAUUCGAUUACACAAUAAUAUUGGUCAAAACAGGAUGGACACGUUUUUUGGUGCUUUGACGGAUGAUUUAGUUGCAAAAGAUAGCACAGUGGAUGUUAAAGAAGGACGCAUAAACGAUACUAAUUCUAUACCCGACAUCCCUUUGAUGAGGUGAUACCACUUUGACUAGCAGGAAUUUCUGUUCAUUAAGCUGCUAUGGCUAUGCGUCAUUAUCUCGAUAUCCCAGCAUGAUAUUUACUUUGGAGUGACUGUUAAUCUUCUCAGUAGGUCAUAAAGAAUUUUACCUUAUCUCGCUUAUUCAGUUAUAUUUAUUAUUUUUUACGACGAACUAAUUAAUAGGAAAAUAUUAUUUUUGGCAUUUCAACUGUUCCUGGAAAGUUUAUUUUUAGUGAUUUUUUUACAAAGAUCUUCAACCGAUCGAAUAAAAGUUUCUAAAAACACCUCCACCGCGGUUAUUCUGCGGUAAUAUUUUAUCGCGUUAAGAUAUUAGAAAGUCAAUAAAAAUAGUUAAGGAACUUUUGAUGUCUCAAAGGAAGGCAUAACACUCUUUUUCUGUUAUAAGAAUAUGCUUUAUAAGAAAUUCUUGCUGGAAUUUAUGAUUAAAAACAAAAGGUAUAUUGUUUAGAACGAUAGAGAAAUAAGAAUAAUGACCAGCCUGGUUAGAAUUUUGAUAUUCUAAAGUGUAAUUUUUUUGCUGACAUUAGCAUAAAUUAAAAUCUAGACUAGAUAUUGUAUCAAUACAUUAAGUAAAUUUGAAAUUUAUACACAUUUUUUUAAUCCUCAUUUUAUAUGGAGUUAUAUGUGGGAAAAUACACGUGCAUGUUUUUCGUCGCGUCUCAAAGGUUUUCGUCGUGUCGUAUCUUUAUUUGUGGCGUGGUUUGCUUUGACCCGUAAUAGUUUUCGUCGUGUCGUAUCUUUCUUCGUCGAGUAGUUUUCUUCUUCGCAGCGUAAUGGUUUUCGUCGUGGCGUAUUACUCAUGUUGGUGUGAUCUCAUGUUUCGUCGUGUCGUAUGUCACUUCGUGGGGUAUUUUACUUUGUGGCGAAAUAGUUAUGCUUUUUUUACACGGAAUUACUAAUUUCGUGAAGCUUUUACACAACAUAUUUCACUUUUUUCCUAGUAGCUUUGGUCUUUCUACUGGGUAAAGCUAGCUAUUAUUUUUGUCAUUUUCUUUUAAUAAACGAUACAUUCUUUAGCUAUAGAUUUAGCUAGCUAUCUAUACAUUUUUAGCAUGCUACACUGUAUAAUCUAUUAUCUAUUUUUUAGUUUAAAUGGAUUCUGAUGAAAAUAUCAAAAAUCAAGUAAACUAACUACAUAAUCAUAAAUUAUUACAUAAAACUCUUUCACAACACAUAAUAUUUCUUCAUAAUCACAAAUGUAAAACUAACUUAAAAUAAAAUAUAAUUUUUUAGCACUAACCUACAGGUUUUGUUUAUUUUACUGCACCUUAUUCAUGUGACUUCGCUUUCUUGUAAGCGCUACACGAAUUUAGUAAUUAGUGUUAGAAAAAGCAUGAAAAUUUUCGCUACGAAGUGAAAUAUGUCGCGAAGUGAAAUACGCACCGAAGUGAAUACGCCACGAAGUGAAAUACGCCGCAAAGUGAAAUACACCGCGACGAACACAAAUACGGCUCGACAAAACGUUAAGCCACCCCACAAAGAAAGAUACGACGCGACAAAAACCAUACACGAAUAUUGUCCCAUAUAUAACUCCAUAAUUUUAAGGUCUACCCAGUGAUAUAAUUAGUUUUCAAAAAAUGACUUUCAAAAUUUCAAAAGGUGUAGCCUUUUACCGUAAUGCUUCAAAUAAACGCCCCUCUUUUUCAGUCAUUUUAUAAAUAAUGCCCCCCCCCCCCUAAUAGACGCCCCUCCCUCAUAAGGGGCGUUUAUUCGAGGCGAUUGUAAAAGUAUACUUACUUAUUUUUUUCCUAAAUCUUAGGUUUAAAGUUUAAAAUUUAGCUUUUCGCUUUUGAAGUUCAUUCUCUAAAACAUGUGAGUAUCUUUUAUUUUCUGUUGUGAAGAUAUAUAUUAUAGAUAUACUUAACAACUGCAAAAAAGACGAAAAAAAUUUAAUAAACGCCCCGCUCUUUUAAACGCCCCCUCAAAUAGACGCCCCCGAAAAUGUCAAAAAAUUUAAUAAACCCCCCGGGCGUUUAUUCGAAGCAUUACGGUAUGUGCAUGUUGCAGGUAAAAAAUGUAAAAUGAAAGUUAAAAAAUGCUAAAGUGAAACUAAUUUUUUUAUGAAUGAAUGGUGUAACAUGAACAGACUAUUACAGUCUCGUUAUUUA
Molecule: messenger RNA, 5939 nt
Organism: Hydractinia symbiolongicarpus
Lineage: Eukaryota; Metazoa; Cnidaria; Hydrozoa; Anthoathecata; Hydractiniidae
Product: inositol hexakisphosphate and diphosphoinositol-pentakisphosphate kinase 2-like
Exons: 21
Coding region: 380-3808 (1142 amino acids)
Biological process (GO): inositol metabolic process; inositol phosphate biosynthetic process
Cellular component (GO): cytosol
Molecular function (GO): inositol hexakisphosphate kinase activity; diphosphoinositol pentakisphosphate kinase activity; 5-diphosphoinositol pentakisphosphate 1-kinase activity
Source: RefSeq, a predicted model, not a curated record